This is a messenger RNA of Nematocida homosporus, 777 nucleotides long. Its product is annotated as superoxide dismutase, Fe-Mn family. Gene Ontology annotation, biological process: superoxide metabolic process. The record is from RefSeq and is a predicted model, not a curated record. The transcript has a single exon. Lineage: Eukaryota; Fungi; Microsporidia. Bases 1 to 777 code for a protein of 258 amino acids. Gene Ontology annotation, molecular function: superoxide dismutase activity; metal ion binding.
AUGCAUAAUACUACUCCUCUUACAGACAAUCUAAAUAUAAACACAAUUCCCUUGAACUUUAGCACUUUCGCAAGUAAUCUUCCUAAACAAGUUGCCCUCCCGCCGCUAGGUCAUGAUUAUGACCAGGUUGCUAAUAUCAUUCACCCGGAGAUUCUUAAGUACCACUACGAGGUGCUUCAUCGCGGAUAUGUGGAUCGGUACAAUGCGGCUGCAGCAAACUUUACGGACCAGUCGAUUGAGAACUUUCUCAGUGGAUCGGGUAUUACGGAUCCGGGGCGAAAUAAACAGUUCUUGUUUGGUGGCUACAUCAACCAUGCUCUCUACUGGCGCUCGUUCUCUCACGAUGCAGCUAACUAUCAGAUGUCUCAAAAUCUGGCUGCUCUAUUCAACCAGGCUUUUAAGAGCCGAGAAAGCUUCAAAGAGGAAGCAACUAAGGCCAUGAAUCAGAUCCAUGGCUCGGGCUGGCUUUGGGUCAUGUACUCCCCUCAGGCAGACCGGGUUUAUCUUAACAUCAGCAGUGAGCACUGGUUCCCUGUUCAGGACGUUCCCUUGCUUGCUGUGGACGUCUGGGAGCACGCGUAUCUCUGGUACAGCGAGAAAGGCUGCAAAGUCCAGUACAUCAGCAAGAUUCUGGAUGCACUCAACUGGAAGUAUGCCAGUGAGCGGCUGGAUCUAGCCUUGGCAGCCAAGGAACAGGAUAAGAAACAAAGCGGCCUUCCGGCGUCGGAUCCGGGCAUUCCCGCUAAUGUCUUAUUGAAGGGCUGCCACACAAGUUAG